UCAUUCGAAACACUCUUGAUUACGUAGAUAAUAAGUGAUAAAAUUAAUUUUAAAUAUCAUCAAUUGUUAAAUUCAUUUACAGUUAUUAUAUAACAAUAAAAACAAUAUUUUUUGCAAAUACGCCACAUUGUGUAUUAAAAUUGACAAAGCUUAACAAUUAAUCUUUCAACUUCAAGAAUUAAAGUAAGCUUUAACGUGGACAAUAAAUAAUAAAGAAAAAGGGAAAGGGAAGGGGGUAAUUAUAUAUGCCGCACCUUCAAUCUUUAAUUUAAAAAUUAUAAAAUGUCAUCAGUUUCAGCAAAAGUAUCUGACCAACUUACAAACACUACUAUACAAGAGACGAAUAUUUGGAAAAAUGUAUUGGGUUCUCCAGAAUAUAUAGUUGCACCGAUGGUUGAUGCAAGCGAAUUAGCUUGGAGAUUGUUGAGUCGUCGUCAUGGUGCACAUCUUUGUUACACACCAAUGCUUCAUUCUUCGGUUUUUUGUCGAGAUCCGAAAUAUCGACGAGAAGCUCUUGCUAGUACUGCUGAAGAUCGGCCAUUGGUCGUCCAGGUAUAGAUACUUCUGUGGUAACGAUCCUAGUACAUUAUUAGAGGCAGCACUUUUAGCAGAACCAUAUUGUGAUGCAGUCGAUAUAAAUAUUGGUUGUCCUCAAGCAAUUGCUAAACGAGGUCAUUAUGGUGCUUUCCUUCAAGAUGAUUGGAAUUUACUUCAACAAAUCGUUAGUACUUUGAGUAAAAAACUUCAUGUACCAGUAACUUGCAAGCUUCGAGUAUUUGCAGAAAUUGAUAAAACUGUGAAAUAUGCACAAAUGCUUGAAGCUGCUGGUGCACAAUUACUUACUGUGCAUGGACGAACUCGAGAACAGAAAGGUCCAUUGACUGGUGUUGCAUCUUGGGAUCACAUUAAAGCUGUAAGACAAGCUGUCACAAUUCCAGUAUUUGCGAAUGGUAAUAUACAAUGUCUACAAGAUAUUCAAAAAUGUAUAGAAGAAACUGGUGUUAAUGGUGUAAUGUCAGCAGAAGGCAAUCUUUAUAAUCCAUAUAUAUUUGAAGCUUGUUAUCCACCUAGUUGGGAGCCAGCACUUGAAUAUUUAGAUUUGGUAGAAUGUUAUCCAGCCCCUGCUUCUUAUAUCCGUGGUCAUCUUUUUAAAUUAUUUCAACACACACUUUGUUUAGCAGAAAAUAAAGAAGAAAGAGAAAAUUUGGCUCGAAACUCUACUAUGGAAUCUUUCCGAAAUGUCGUUUACACUUUGAGAGAUCGAUAUCUACCUUAUCACGAAGGACGUUUAAUAUGGCAUGAAGAAACAUCUGAUUAUAAUUUAAAAUUACCUCCAUGGUUGUGCCAACCAUAUGUACGUCAUCUUCCAGAAGAGAAUAUACAAAAACUAGAAAUCGAAAAAAUCGAAAAGCAGAAUGAAUCAACUAAAAGAAAAUUCAGAGACGAAGAAGGAAAUGAAAUAUCACGAAAACAUUUGAAAAAACUUAAACGUAUAGCGCGCCGACCAAACAAAUCAACUGUUGUAAUAAAAAGAGGAUCCAAUUUAUGUCGCGAUUGCCCAAAUCCAGUGAGUCUCAAAUGCGUUCAUAAAUCAUGUCGGCAGUGCUGUAGAAACAAAUGUUUUACAGAAAAUUUGGAUUGUACUGGACACAGAAAUUUAACUAAAACUAGAAGACAAAUGGCAAUAGAAUUUGCUGCAAAACGAAGAACUAUCGAAAAUACGAUAUGACAUUGUAUGAUAUUUUAGAUUAUAUAAAUAAAAAUUAAAUAAAUAUAUGGACACAUAUUAUAAAAUAGA
This is a messenger RNA of Apis mellifera (honey bee), 1798 nucleotides long. RefSeq names its product tRNA-dihydrouridine(16/17) synthase [NAD(P)(+)]-like (gene Dus1). Gene Ontology annotation, molecular function: flavin adenine dinucleotide binding; tRNA dihydrouridine synthase activity. Lineage: Eukaryota; Metazoa; Arthropoda; Insecta; Hymenoptera; Apidae. Gene Ontology annotation, biological process: tRNA processing. The record is from RefSeq and is a predicted model, not a curated record. The coding region runs from base 437 to 1729 and encodes 430 amino acids. The transcript is spliced from 10 exons.